GAAAAUAGUUGAUUUCCAGGCAUCUAAGGUCACAACUGGAGAAGAUGGCAAGCCUGAGGCUUGUCUUUGUUCUUCUGGGUAUUCUAACAGCAGUAAAGCCUCAAGAAGCAGAUAACCUUUCUCUAAAAGACACUGCAAAGAAACUGGAUACUCGAAUCCUUCUGCAGAAUGUGGAAGAAGCCAAGAAAUUAGUUGAUGCUGCCUAUGAAUACACCCAAAAAUGGUUAGCAGAAAAACUAAAGAAAGAGACAGUGCGCCCUUCAGAAAUCCUAGUCUCUUUCAAACAACCUAUAGGAAAAACUCGGUUGCAUGUGAAAGCUGCUCAUUAUAGGCUGGUGACCUUGGACCUCUUGAAAGAGAAGCUGCAGGAUGUAUUUCCUCAGGAAUUCAAUAUCACAGAUGUGCUCUCCCCUUCCCAGAUGCAAACUAUCUACAAGGCAAGCGGAUGUGCUUCCCAAGAGACCCCUCCAAAGCAAUGUGAUGAGAAGAGCCCUUACCGGACCAUUACAGGCGAAUGCAAUAACCUGAGAAUUCCUACUUUGGGGGCUAGCAACCGUCCAUAUGUCAGGUGGCUGCCUCAAGAAUAUGAAGAUGGCAUCGAUCUCCCCCGUGGCUGGACAGAAACGAAGCUGUAUUUUGGAUUUCCUCUGCCCUCAGCACGGGCUGUAUCCAAUGACAUCGUCUUCUUUCCUAAUGUGAACGUCACUGAUGAUCCUUUCCGCUCAGUCAUGUUUAUGCAGUGGGGGCAGUUGCUCGAUCACGAUUUGGAUUUUGGACCUUCCACAACGGCGACCCUCACCUUCAUGAAAGGAAUAAACUGUAUUGAGAGCUGUGUGAAAGGGCCGCCAUGUUUUCCAAUCCGGAUCCCACCCAAUGAUCCUACAAAAAAGCAGUUUCAGUGCAUCCCCUUUACCCGGGCAGCUCCUGCGUGCAACGGUGGCUAUGCUAUUCGCAACCAGAUCAAUGCACUCACAUCCUUUGUUGAUGCCAGUAUGGUAUAUGCCAGUGAAGACGCGUGGGCAAGGCAGCUACGGAAUUUGACAAACAACCUAGGACUGCUGUCUGUGAAUAACAGGUUCAAAGAUCGAGGCCUUGACCUUCUCCCCUUUGGCACUCCCCAAGGCUUUCCGGAAAAUUGCAAUAUAACAAAUAGAACCGCCAGAAUCCCCUGUUUUUUGGCAGGUGACAAUCGAGUUAAUGAAAUGUCAGGGUUGAUGGCCUUGCAAACACUUUUCAUGCGGGAGCACAACCGUAUAGCCACUGAGCUGAAGAGGAUGAACCCACAAAUGAGUGGGGAAGAACUCUAUCAGGAGGCCCGGAAAAUUGUGGGAGCGAUGAUGCAGAAAAUCACCUAUACAGAAUAUAUACCUGCCCUGCUGGGGGAGUCUAGUGCUCUGCCUCGUUACAGGGGCUACAAUGACUCUGUGGAUCCCCGGAUUUCCAGCUCCUUUACCAAUGCUUUCCGUUUUGGGCAUACUUUGGUGCGGCCCACUGUGCCUCGCUUAGACAACCGUUACCAGGUUCUGAGUCAAACACCCUUAGAAACUGAGUUCUUUGCAACAUGGAGAGUUAUCUUUCAAGGAGGCAUUGAUCCUAUUCUACGAGGCCAAAUGGGUACACCAUCCAAACAGCUGAGACAAGAUCAGCUAGUAGUAGAGGGUCUCCGAGACCAACUCUUCCAACAAGUUGCAAGAUUUGGGCUGGAUUUGCCAGCAUUGAACAUGCAGCGUGGCCGAGAUCACGGUCUAGCAGCUUACAACGCCUGGAGACAAUUAUGUGGCCUCUCACAACCUAGCAAUGAAAUUGAGCUGGACCGGGUCCUCCAGAAUUCUGAGCUGGCCAAGAAGUUCAUUCAAGUUUAUAAGACGCCCAGGAACAUUGAUCUCUGGAUUGGAGGAGUGGCUGAGCCCUUUAUCCGAAAUGCCAGAGUUGGGCCUCUACUGGCAUGCAUCUUUCGGAAACAGUUCCAAAAUCUUCGUGAUGGGGACAGGUUCUGGUGGGAGAACCCUGGUGUGUUCACCCCAGCCCAGCGACAGGCUCUUAGCCAUGCCUCAUUGCCACGCAUCAUCUGUGACAAUACCCACAUCCGUGAGGUACCUCGGUUCAUUUUCCGAGCCAACCAGUAUCCACGUAAUUUUGUCAACUGCAGCACCAUCCCAAGGGUCAGCCUCUUUCCAUGGAAAAAAGGUUCCUAAAUAGAUCGGUGAAGAACACCCCAGCAAGUUCUGCCAGCAACCUGGAAUUUCUGUUUUUGAGAAAGCGUUCUUUAACCUGCUUUAGCUGUUUCCCCUCACAGCCAUUGCUUAUGUUUAAUCUUCUGGAGCAACAAGAAAGGAAUGCCAAAUUAUAAUAUCCGCUCUGCAAUGUUCAAGAUGUCCCCUUUUACAACUCAUUAAAGGCAAUUAAAUUAUAAAAGGUUCUCUAUUUGGGGAGUGCAUGAAAUACUAUUGUGAUUCCCUUCUUGAGACAGAAUAGAACAGAAUUUGUGGAAUGUACAACUUUGUUGUCUACCCCAAGUCAGACAAGGAUGCUAGCAGUGGUGAAAAGGAAAAGCUCUGUGCAAAGAGUCUGUAACAGAGGUGGGUUGCUCCCGGUUCGGCCCGUAUCGGACGAACUGGUAGUGGCAGAGAUGGGAGGCUCUGCCCACCCAUCCACCCCGCAUGCUCAGAAGCGUUACACACCCAUAUGCACGAGCAAACCGGUAGUAAAAAAAAUGGAAACCCACCACUGUACUAUAAACCCCCAUUAAAAAAAUGAUUGACAUUUCCCCCCAGGAAACUUUAGAAUUUACAUAUAAACAUAUAUAAAAAGAUUCGCUCAUUUCCACAUUUCUACAGAAAUGUUAGAAGCUUGAAUCUGGAGAGAAAUGAAGGUGGAUGCAUACUGAUUUUGCCUUAGAGAGCUCUAUUUCACAGAAAACCAGAAGAAUAAACCAGACAAUAUUGUGCCACAUAAAACAGCAGCCUACAGGCAUAAUUAUCUUUUUAUAUUUCUGAAAUGCAAAAAGUAUUGACACAGCUCUUUCGAUUCAUCCAUUUUUAUUAAUGAUGCGAUCCUUUCAACAGUUUGCUUUAAAAAUAAUCAGAUCUUUCUCCCAGCUAUGCCUAAGCAAUUAUUAGAAUACAAAACAAUUUUUCGCAACAGACUGUUAAUCCAUAUACAUACAUUAUAUACCAACAUCCACACCCAGAGUUUAUAAGUGACAGUGCUAAGAUGCUCAACUAAUGCCAGUUCUUUGUGUACAUAACUGUAGAGGAGUAUUUAAAUCCACCUUCGUGUCUGUAAAUUUUUCAGAGCCCCAUUAUUCUAAAGAGAAUGAAAAUGUCUACUCCUGAUUCAGAUUGCU
Thamnophis elegans (Western terrestrial garter snake) is the source of this 3346-nucleotide messenger RNA. RefSeq names its product myeloperoxidase (gene MPO). Gene Ontology annotation, biological process: response to oxidative stress. Gene Ontology annotation, molecular function: peroxidase activity; heme binding. The record is from RefSeq and is a predicted model, not a curated record. The coding region runs from base 45 to 2195 and encodes 716 amino acids. The transcript has 14 exons. Lineage: Eukaryota; Metazoa; Chordata; Lepidosauria; Squamata; Natricidae.